AUGCCUCCUCAAGUCAAGUCAAAGGCUCAAAAGGCCGCUGCCGCCAUGGCCGGUUCCAAAGCUGGUAAAAAGAAGAAGUGGUCCAAGGGUAAGGUGAAGGACAAGGCCAACAACGCUGUCGUUUUGGACAAAGCCGUUUACGACCGAAUCCUCAAGGAAGUCCCCACCUACAAACUCAUCUCCCAAUCCGUUUUGAUCGACCGAAUGAAGAUCAACGGUUCCCUCGCCCGAAGAGCCAUCGCUUUCCUCGAAAAAGAAGGUCACAUCAAACGAGUUGUCCACCACCACGCUCAAUUGAUCUACACCAGAGCUACCGCCGCUAAGGAGUAA
Kwoniella mangroviensis CBS 8507 is the source of this 330-nucleotide messenger RNA. RefSeq names its product 40S ribosomal protein eS25. The transcript has 3 exons. Lineage: Eukaryota; Fungi; Basidiomycota; Tremellomycetes; Tremellales; Cryptococcaceae. The record is from RefSeq and is a predicted model, not a curated record. Bases 1 to 330 code for a protein of 109 amino acids. Gene Ontology annotation, cellular component: cytosolic small ribosomal subunit. Gene Ontology annotation, molecular function: structural constituent of ribosome.